Apaloderma vittatum (bar-tailed trogon) is the source of this 1556-nucleotide messenger RNA. RefSeq names its product coiled-coil domain containing 173 (gene CFAP210). The annotation marks the transcript as partial. The record is from RefSeq and is a predicted model, not a curated record. The transcript is spliced from 8 exons. NCBI's taxonomy places the organism in Eukaryota, Metazoa, Chordata, Aves, Trogoniformes, Trogonidae.
CACCACAUCAUUUGGAAGAAUGUCUAGAUGGACUUUUUCUUCCAAGUGAAGUAGAACUUUGUCAGGUAAUGGUAUUGCCAAAAGCAGAAUGGGAAAGGAUUCAGGGCAGUCUUGGCAGCGCAGCUAGAGAAGCAGCACACGUCCUUGCUGAGAAGAAGAAACGCGAAGAAAUGCACUUACGCUCCAAAGCUGCUGUAAAAGACUGGCCCGAUACCAUUAUGGGCCUGGCACAACAGAAACUUAAAGCCAGAAAAUUACGUGAAGAAAGAGAAGAGGAAGAAAGAAAGUUACUUGACUUGGAGGAAAAACAGUUCCAAGCAGCAAAACGGAAGGAGGCUCUUGAUCGUGCAAAAACCUAUCUAUACUAUCAGAACGAAAGAGUGAAACAAUUACAUAGCGCACUUCUACUUGCUGAGGUCCUAAAAGAAAGAGAUGCUCAAGUUGCAUUUAAAAAGUUAAAGUCAGGUGUUAACAAGAAGGAUGACAAAAAGGAACAUGAAUGUAAAGAAGCUAUUCUCAGAGAGCAAGAAGAGGCACGUCAGCGUUAUAUGAAUCAACAGGCGUUACGCAGAGAUCAGCUGCAACAAAUAAAAGAGCACAAGCAUCAGGCAAAUCUGGCCAAGCUAGAAGCCAUAAGAGAAGGAGAAGAAAUAGACAGGUUGAACCGAUUGUACCAGUUGGAAAUUCAGGAAAAAAUGGAAAAGGAACAGCAGGAAAAACUUGAACGCCGAAGGCUGUAUCAUGAGUAUGUAAUGGACCAGAAAAUAAUCAAAGCAGUAGAGGAACAGAAACAAAUGGAAGAAGAUGAUCGGAUUAAAGCUCAUUUUAAAGCAAAGGAAACUAUUGCCAAGCUGAUAAAAAAGAAAAAAGCUGAAAUGCGUAGACAAACAGAGGAACGCCAGGACAAAAUCUUUCACCAAUUAGCUGCACAAAUGAAUGUGGCAUUAAAGAGUGAAGACAAUCGUCUUGCUAGAGAUAUUGCAAAAAAAGAAGCUGAACAUGAAAAAAAACGCCAAGAGAAAGAAGCCAAAGUAAAGGCAGCCAUUGAAUCUAUUGCUGAGCACAGAGCCACUGUGAUGAAGAUGAAAGAGGAAAAGAAGAAAGAGGAAAAAGCAGAGGAUAAAAGAGAACUUGAUGCCUUAGUGGAAGAGAAUCAUAUUUACUUGGAAAUGGAAAAAGCCAAGAAACAAAGACAACGUGAUGCAAGCACGGAAGUACAAAAAAUUCAGAUCCAGCAGAUGGCUGAAAAGCAGGCAAAAAAACAGCAGGAAAAGCAAGCAGACUUGGACUACGAUGCUGAGACAAAGGUUAUUGCACUUUGUAAGGAGCAUGAAUUUCAGAGUUAUGCAAAGAAAGUAAUUGAAUCGGAGUCCAAGACUACACAUCAUCUUUAUCCUCUUCUCAAAGCAUGCAAAGAUGGAAGAGGACUUGGACAUGGGCCGCUUUCCAGAGGAAGAGAAGGAAGAGAUACUAGUUUUCAAGAACAGGAUGGUGCUGGGAUACAGUUACCUCGUUGUAGCUGUACUACCGCUCCAGAAGUUAAAAACGUGAAAUAA